Cebus imitator (Panamanian white-faced capuchin) is the source of this 877-nucleotide messenger RNA. RefSeq lists its product as uncharacterized. Bases 111 to 359 code for a protein of 82 amino acids. The transcript has 4 exons. The record is from RefSeq and is a predicted model, not a curated record. Lineage: Eukaryota; Metazoa; Chordata; Mammalia; Primates; Cebidae.
GGCUGCUUGAAAAAAACAGAUGAAAUAAAAACUGGCGGAAAUGUGUAUUAUACAAAAACCAGACCUGUGAGCCUGAGGCGAGACGCACGGAUGACCUGGGGAGCUGAUUAAUGAGGCAAACCAAAGGAAGCCCAGGCACCUCUGAGAGGGAGACACCCUCUCAGCCAAGUACUCAACAUGAGAAGGCUUCUGCUGUGCAGCUGCCGGAGAAGCAGGGGAUAGAUCAAAGCAGGAGAGGACCAACAUCUGUGGCAACCAAAGCAAGCGCAAGUUACCCCGAGUCAGAAAUCUUCAUCGUGUAUUUGUGCAGUUACUUUUGGAACUCAAGUAAAGGACUUUACAUGUCAGGUUCCACCUGAAUUCCUUCCAUGCUUUUCAGCGACUGAACCGUUUGGGUGGCCUGGAAGAUCUUGUGAGCUCCCUAGAGAGAGGAGAGACAGUGUGGAUGGAGAAGAAUCUGGAGGAGAGAGAAGUCUGGGGACCCUGCCUUUCAAGUCUUUUGUGUGAGGGCUGCGUUGGUGGCCUCACUAGCCAGGGAAGGGCUAUGGUAUGCAGGGUCAGGCGGGAAUAAGCAGGAAAUGUUUGUGAUAAGAGGCUUUGCUUCAUUCAAACUCCUCCUGUUUCCAGACCCAGCUGCAGGAUAAGGGCCCAUGAACUGAGCAGGGAGCCUUGGAGGAGGCUGCUGCCAGAGCUAGCCUUUGGGAUUGCAGCAGGAAGAGUUGGAAUCGGAGGCCCCUGGGGGCCCUGAAGUCCAUGCCCGGGGAUAGAAACAACCCUGGGAAUCCAGCCAGGGCUGUCUUCCUUUGGGAUCAGGAAUUUCAAUCAUACUUCAGAGGGCCAAAUCAAUCCCUUAAGAAAAAUAAAAGAAAACAAACCC